Talaromyces atroroseus is the source of this 1191-nucleotide messenger RNA. RefSeq lists its product as hypothetical. The record is from RefSeq and is a predicted model, not a curated record. The transcript has a single exon. NCBI's taxonomy places the organism in Eukaryota, Fungi, Ascomycota, Eurotiomycetes, Eurotiales, Trichocomaceae. The coding region runs from base 1 to 1191 and encodes 396 amino acids.
AUGCGCUACAACAACAACAACCUCCUCCUCUACGUGCUGACAGUUACCACGGCUGUGCCAGUUGCUCUGGCAUUGCUGGAUCCCCGCCAAACCCCCGUCCCAGCGAAUUCAACCACCGUCGAAGAGAAACGUCAGAUCCCCCCUGGAACGGCUUGCGACUGCUACAGCGUCUCAGGACCGGACCCUGGAUACUUUCAGCAUCAUCACUUCUGGGACUUUCGGCAGGUACCGCUCAAUGCUCUCACUGCUAAAGGCUUCCAGUUUCAACCCGCAACACAAAGCGCAGAUGCCGCAAACCUAGCCCAUGAACACAAUGCCGUGCCUGUGCUCCUCAAGGACACGCCUUUCGCGAACGAUUGGCUGAUCCAAGAUUGGCAUCGCAGCGCCUCUGCCCUCUUCCCAGUUCCCAUAGCAAACUCGAAUCAGAAUGUCUUUCUGACCAGGUCUUUGGCCGGCGGCUCCAGUUUCCUUGCUAUGCGAACUAAGAGAUUCGAAACCUACUCCUCGACUGCAGAAAUCGAGACGAGCUUCUCCACAUUUAUGCAUGUCUCUUUCCGAAUUCGACUUCGUAUUCUUGGACAUGAUGAACCGAUUCUCUCACCGCCACUGGUAGAAAACAAGAUCUUCGGCAAGGGAAGUGAAGAGACUAUGGCGAUAGCGAGCACUGCUAUCGAGCAAACCCCUCUCAUCCAGCGCGUUGCAUCACGAUUGCCACCUUCAGUAGGUGCAUGCGUCGGAAUAUUUACAUUCUUCUCUACUACUAGUGAAUCGGACAUUGAAAUCUUAACUUCAGAUCCGCCGAACCGCGUGCACUAUGCAAACCAACCCGACUACGACCCAGUGCGUAACAUAGUCAUACCAGGCUCUCAAGUAGCCGUGGAUGCGCCUGUCCCGUGGACAACAUGGUCUACUUAUCGACUCGACUGGUUUCCGGGAAUGUCUCGCUGGUACGUUGAAAACCAGCUGCAAGCCAGUCUCGCAUAUGGGGUUCCAGUUGAUCCAAGCAGAAUGAUCAUCAACCUGUGGAGUGACGGUGGCUUGUGGUCUGGCAAUUUGACUGUUGGUGACAGCGUACAUCUAGGCAUUGAAUGGAUCGAGAUAGCCUACAACUCGACCGGCGAGGCACCCAGGCCUUGCAAUGUAGUCUGCCGUAUCGACGGUGUCGCGAACCCAGGUGUACCAGAGAUGUGA